Messenger RNA from Egretta garzetta (little egret), 2599 nucleotides. RefSeq names its product aurora kinase A interacting protein 1 (gene AURKAIP1). The transcript is spliced from 4 exons. Gene Ontology annotation, cellular component: mitochondrion. Gene Ontology annotation, biological process: mRNA processing. The coding region runs from base 185 to 793 and encodes 202 amino acids. Lineage: Eukaryota; Metazoa; Chordata; Aves; Pelecaniformes; Ardeidae. The record is from RefSeq and is a predicted model, not a curated record.
CCCCGGGGCCCGGGCUGAAGUUACCUGAUAUUUAACUCCGCAACAGCCGAAGCUUUAUUAAUCACCUCCGCAGCUCAGCUGCACCAGUGCCUGUGGGCCAGGCUCCUGCAGCAAAAUCCGACAGCGCGUUGGUAAAACGAGGAGGUCGUUACUGGCUCUGUGAGAGUGAGCAAAGUGGAUCAGUAUGUUGAUGCCACUGCUGACUUCCCGUUUACUGAAGGUUUCACGAAUUGCAGGCCACCUUUUGCCAAGGUCAGUGUCUUCCUUUCUUUGCUAUCACUCUACAUCUGCGCACUAUAGCACCCAGCCAUCUAACAAGAGUGGAGCCCAACCUCAGCGAUGGUAUGCUCUGGACCCUGAACUGGAAGAGAUGCUCAUCCCCAGAAAACUUUCCAUCAGCCCCUUAGAAAGCUGGCUGACAGUUAGAUACUCCCUUCCUAAAGCAGAAGUCCUUAAUGCUGAGGAAGAAGUGGGCUAUGAACCUCUCCAGCGAUACGACUGUCCCCCGUCUGAUGAGGGAGCUGAUGUGGAGGAAGGAGAGGGAACACUUACCAACAAACUUGAAUGUAAGAACGUUUUGAAGAUUCGCAGAAGGAAAAUGAAUCGGCACAAGUUCAAAAAGCUGCUGAAGCGAAGAAAGUUUGUACGGAGGAGGAUAAAGGAAGGUCGCAAGAAGAAACGUCAGAUAAAAUUUGAGAAAGAUUUGGAGCGCAUCUGGAAAAGAGCUGGUUUGAAAAAUCCUCCUGCAGGAUGGCAAACACCCAAGAUAUUUCUGAAAAGUUCCAAGCGAUAAAAACACUUGUAAUGGGUUUUAACCUGUAAUUGUAAUUAAAAAAAAUAUUUAAAGUACAUGAAUUACUUUUAACCUUUUUCUGAGUGUGAUGAAAUCAAUAGGAGGAAGCUUUCAGUCUUGGUGAGCAGUUUUCCAAGGGCAAACCUGACAGCAAUAUGCUUUUCCUCCUCAAAAGAAUGUUAUGAGCCCUUGUAUAGUGACUUGGCAGUGCUGUGUGCGGUCCUGUGCUGCUGCUGCUCCCGACCAUGUGUCAGAACAGAGGUGUCUUAGACAGCAGCUGAAUUUCUGAGGUUGCUAUUUAUGAUGAGACUGAACAAUGUACUGUAAGAACAAUCAGUGGGAGAUGGGAUAAGUGAAACAAUUCUUCUGACUGUAUAUAAGACAAAAGCAUUGUGAAAAGUUCUUUUCAAAACCACAUUCUUUCAUAGUCUUACUAUAGAAGGGCUGGUGUUUAUGAAGAGUUGUGGUGAAAUAGGAAUUGAGUCAGAAUUCCAUAAACAUACCUGCAAAAGCUUUUAAUUUUCACUUACCUGAAGCCUCAGUGUGCAUGUGCCUUAGGCAUUGCAUGAGCGUCCUUAAAAGGCAUAUUUAUUUUUUCUGUUCUGUUUUGUGCUAAUAAAAAAUUGGUUUUUUUUUUCUAUGAUUGACCCUUGUCACACAGAAUGUCCAGAUAAUGGUAUCAGUAAAGUUCAGAGCUAAUUAUUCAUUAACUAUAAAAACUGUUUUGUGCCCAAGACAACCCUGUUGCAAUCAGCUGGUUUUACAUGAUUGAAGAGAGUCAUGAAAGCUGUGAAAAAAGUAGAUUGUUUAUUUUAAACCCUGAUAGAGGACUUUAUAUCUGCAUUCUGUUUUGGGUUCUGCUUUUGAUUUUUCUCUUUGAGGCAGUUAACUUCUGUUCUGUGUGAUUUAGCUCUUCCCUCCUCUAUUCCAGCAGAUAGAUGGGGUGGACUGACCUCUUGAGAGAAGGGAGGGAAGAAAAAUGAGUUCCCUUAGGCCCAUCAUUCUGCAGCAUACAGGGAAGCUACCCUGAAAAAGCAUUCCCUUUUAUGUCCUAGGAGCAGAACAGUUGACUAAACUGAAAGGGAAGAAAAAAAAUAAUCCGUUUCCACUUAUUUCCACAAGGUACAGUUGAGUCUCGCUGCAGGAAGGGCAGGUGACUCGCGCACAGCGAACGUGUCUGAGGUUCUGUGUAGGGCGCUUUGCUGUUUUUGUCGUUAGAUGGCAGUAAAUUCAAAGCCUCUGAAACUCCUUGGCCAUUGAUGUAGAAGCCAGCUGAUUCGUUAUGUUGGCAUUUUAAGGAAAGGGUACACCCACAGCCUAUUGUCAGGAUUUCCACGAAGAGGAGGAUGUCUAGCCAUGAGCCUUAGAAACUCACCGAGCAAGAGAAGAGAUUGAGUGUUGAUUUUGGCUUACAGGUUUGUUAAAUACGCAGAGGGCAUCUAGGUGUUUCUAAAAUACCAAUACACAUUCCCUGCACAAAGAUGCAAAGAUGAAAGGCUGGGGCCUGAGAGGAUUAGCACCUUUGAAGUCAGGUCCAUGUCUUUUUUCCCCAGUCACGUUUGUUUUAAGAGCCCCUAUGCCAGCAUUGUUGUUCUCUGUCAGUCCUAUGAUUCUCUUACUGGCUCUUACUCCAAGCUUGCUGUUUUUCUACCUAGGGAAAAAUGGUAAUCAGUUUGCACAUUUCCAGGAGAUUGUUGAAGAGUUGGGAUGUCUUUGGAAUUACAUGGAGCAAAGGACAACAGCAGUAGUAUGCCCUGCUCAUUUAUCAGUGCUGUACCUCUCAUUCCAGUUUUGGCAUUUAUUCUU